This is a messenger RNA of Nicotiana attenuata, 1975 nucleotides long. Its product is annotated as G-type lectin S-receptor-like serine/threonine-protein kinase At4g03230. Gene Ontology annotation, molecular function: protein kinase activity; ATP binding. Gene Ontology annotation, biological process: protein phosphorylation. Lineage: Eukaryota; Viridiplantae; Streptophyta; Magnoliopsida; Solanales; Solanaceae. The transcript is spliced from 9 exons. The record is from RefSeq and is a predicted model, not a curated record. Bases 779 to 1975 code for a protein of 398 amino acids.
CUCAUUGGGCGUACCUACUGGCGUAGAGAUACUGAGGGUCAAAUUUGACCCUAUACAUAGACCAAAGUGAUGCCCAACUUGUUUUAAAAUGGAAUAGGACUACAGAGUAUUGGGCAACAGGUUCAUGGAAUGGCCAUAGAUUUAGCUCAGUGCCCGACAAGUUGAACUCAGUAUACAAUUACAGCUAUAUUGACAAUGAGAACGAGUCAUAUUUUACAUAUUCCCGUCAUAUUAGUAGUACAAUUACAUCAAGAUUCAUCAUGGAUGUCUCAGGACAAAUUAAGCAACUAACAUGGUUGAAUAAUUCUGCUGGUUGGAAUGAAUUUUGGGCUCGACCUAGUCAACAAUGUGAGGUUUAUGGUUAUUGUGGGGCAUUUGGUGUUUGUGAUAAUGUUAAUUCACGCUGCAAUUGUUUCAGUGUUUUCAAGCCAAGAUCAGAUAGAGAAUGGAAUUCGAAUGAUUAUUCGAGUGGCUGUGUAAGAAAUGUAGAGCUACAAUGCAGCGCCUUUACUGUAGACAAUGAUAGUUUCUGGAUGAAUUCAAGCAUGAGUUUACCUGCUUCUCCAGAUACUAAUAUCACUGUUGAGGAAGCCUCAAAGUGUAGAUCUACUUGUUUUAAUGAUUGCUCUUGCACUGCUUAUACUUAUGAUGGUUCUGAUACCUGUUCAAUUUGGACUGGGGAUCUCUUCAAUCUGCAACUGCUCAGCAAAAAUGAAACAGGAAGAAUUAUCUAUGUCAAACUUGGCUCACCACAAGCUCAAACUAAGGCUAAGAAUCGAUGCAGCUAAAAGUUAUCCUUUCAUCCAUAACAGCUUUUAUGGUUCUAAUCAUAGGCAGCUUUAGCUACAUUUAUUAUAGAAGAAGAAUGGCAAAAGGAGCAGAUAGAAGAAAAGGUAAUCAAGGGAUACAAAUAUCUCACUGGCACAAAGUUAACGGAGAAGCAAAAGUAUUGAGGAACGAAAACAAUGAAGUCAUUGAUGUUCCAUACUUUCAUUUGGAGACCAUUUUGGCAGCUACAGACAAUUUUUCAGAUGCAAAUAAGGUCGGAGAAGGAGGAUUUGGUCCUGUUUACAAGGGUAUGUUUCCAGGCGAAAAAGAAAUUGCAGUGAAAAGGUUAUCUACUCAUUCAGGACAAGGCAUAGAUGAACUUAUGAAUGAAGUAACUUUAAUUGCAAAACUUCAGCACCGAAAUUUGGUGAGGCUAUUAGGCUAUUGCAUCAAUACGACGGAACAAAUAUUACUUUAUGAAUACAUGCCGAAUAAAAGUUUAGACACAUUCAUAUUUGAUGGAUCACUUAGCACAUUACUGGAUUGGAAGAAACGUUAUGACGUCAUAUUAGGUGUUGCACGCGGUCUUGCUUAUCUACACCACGAUUCACGACUGCGGAUCAUUCAUAGAGAUUUAAAAACUAGUAACAUUUUGUUAGAUGAGGCGAUGAAUCCGAAAAUUUCGGAUUUUGGUUUGGCAAGGAUUGUUGAAGGAACAAGAACUGAAGCAAAAACAAUGAAAGUAGUGGGGACCUAUGGCUAUAUGUCACCUGAAUAUGCACUGAAUGGAUAUUUUUCCAUCAAGUCAGAUGUAUUCAGUUUCGGGGUAGUCGUACUUGAGAUAGUCAGUGGAAGGAGGAACAAUGGAUAUUAUCAAUCAGAAGAAGCCUUAAACUUGAUAUGCUAUGCAUGGAAAUUGUGGAUAGAUGGUAAUGCAAUACAGUUGAUAGAGAAAUCAUUACUUGAAUCAUGCAACAGAGAGGAAGUGGUAAAGUGCAUUAGUGUUGCACUCCUGUGUGUACAAGAAGAUCCAAAUAAUCGUCCUAACAUUUCAGAUGUCAUUGUAAUGCUGGGAGGGGACGGUAUGAGUCUUCCUAGACCUAAUCGACCAGCCUUUGUAAUAAGGACACACACGUUGAUAAUAGGUGAUAUAUGUAUAAGGAAGGCUAAGGAGCAGUUUUGGUUCAACAACUUCUAUAGGUACUAA